Molecule: messenger RNA, 2029 nt
Organism: Xylona heveae TC161
Lineage: Eukaryota; Fungi; Ascomycota; Xylonomycetes; Xylonales; Xylonaceae
Product: mannitol-1-phosphate 5-dehydrogenase
Exons: 1
Coding region: 443-1750 (435 amino acids)
Biological process (GO): mannitol catabolic process
Cellular component (GO): cytosol
Molecular function (GO): mannitol-1-phosphate 5-dehydrogenase activity
Source: RefSeq, a predicted model, not a curated record
AAAAGGACCCAUCUUCGCUGUGGAGGAUGGAUUCAGGAAAUUUCAAUAAUCAUCAAUCCACUGCUCAGAAAGGGUUCAAUCCAAACUCUUUUACUCAAAUAUAUUCCUUUGCAUUCAAAGGUUCAUACAUUUUAUCAUCAUCAACUCUCUUCCUUCCUUCCCAGUUUCGGCCCCGGCAAAUUUCCAUCUACCCGAAAGCGGCCCCCUCGCCUGGCAGGAACUUGUUGUGGUUCACGAUAGCUGCUAGCUGAAGUCACUCCUGACGUUGUGGCGUUUGCUGUGAACUCCACGUCUUCCUUACCCCACAAUAUAAACAGGCUACCCCACCAUUGGGAUACACCCGCACAAUCGUUGUUCUUUCCCACGAUUUUCUACCCUCAAGUCCUUUCUCAUCGACUGAGAUUAUUAUUUUGAUCCUCUCAACAUUAUUUCUCCAGUCAUCAUGGGAAAGAAAGCAGUACAUUUUGGCGCCGGAAACAUUGGGCGCGGCUUUGUUGCCGAGUUCCUCCACAAAUCGGGCUAUGAAGUCGUCUUUGCAGACGUCAUGGAGUCCAUUAUUGGUGCCCUGCAGCGUCAAUCAUCAUACAAGGUGGUUGAAGUUGGCGCCGACGGGGAGCACGAAUAUACCAUCUCAAAUUAUCGCGCCAUCAACUCCAAGGAGAAUGAGGCCCAAGUUGUCGAGGAGAUUGCCAGCGCAGACCUGGUAACGUGCGCAGUCGGCCCAAACAUUCUCAAGUUCAUUGCUCCUGUCAUUGCCAAGGGCAUUGAGGCGCGAACUUCCGGCGCGCCGCUCGCAGUCAUCGCUUGCGAAAAUGCCAUUGGUGCGACCGACACGCUUGCUGGAUUCAUCAAGGAUGAGAAGAACACGCCCAAGGACCGUCUCGCCACCAUCGAUCAACGAGCCACUUUUGCCAACUCGGCCAUUGACCGAAUCGUUCCAGCUCAAGACAAUCAAUCAUUGGACGUCAAGAUUGAGCAAUUCUACGACUGGGUCAUCGAGGUCACCCCUUUCAAGGGUGGCCAGCACCCUCCCAUCCAAGGCGUCAAGUUUGUCGAGACCUUGGAUCCCUAUAUUGAGCGGAAGUUGUUCACGGUGAACACUGGUCAUGCUACUGCCGCAUAUUUUGGCUAUGUUCGGGGUCACCACACUGUCAAUGAAGCUCUUGAUGACCCUGAGAUUAAGCAGAUGGUCAAGCGUGUCCUGGCGGAAACCAGCAGGCUCAUUGUUGCCAAGCAUGAAUUCUCCGAGCAAGAGCAAGGCGAAUACGCACGCAAGAUUAUCAAACGCAUUUCGAACCCCCAUCUAGAAGACCUCGUGGAACGCGUUGGUCGCGAGCCGAUGCGAAAGCUAAGCCGCAAGGAACGUUUCAUCAACCCUGCCUCGCAACUCGUUGAGCGCGGCGAGAGAGUGGAUGCUCUGCUUGGUGCUAUCGAGGCGACAUUACUAUUCCAGAAUGUCGAGGGCGACAAGGAAAGCGCCGAGCUGGCCAAGAUUUUGAAGCAAUUCUCAGCCAAGGACGCUACCGCUCGGAUCACCGGUCUUGAGACGGAUCAUCCCCUAUUUGGAUUGGUGGAAAAGGUUGUGUUGAAGGUCCAAGAAGGUUCGUCAUCACGAUUGACUCCACCUCUUCAUUCAUCUGCUGAGGCUAACUUUUACCAAAGAACGAUCAGCAACGCCCUCGAGAGUGUCCACUCCAAAGACCGAAGCAAGAUUAUGAAUUACGUUCCCAGAUUUGAACGAGUCCUUUGACGGGAUACUCUUUUCCUGUACAAUAAAGUCAUCGCUGGCGCUGAUAUAUACGCUUUUGCGCUUUCCUUUCCUUUCUUAACUUUCUCUGUUUAUUCUUAUUUUAUAUUUUUAUUUUCAGGCUUUGGCGCGCGGGCAUCACUGGUGUUGGUGCGAACCCAAAGCGCAAGUCGCUGAUACUUUUCGAUGAAACUUUACGAUGGUCUACGGCUGGGAAUGAUCUGGGGAACAAAUUGGCAGAUCAACGUGUUUAUCAAAUUGAACAUUUUUCUUUACUCUCUC